AUGACCGUGACGCUCCCCAGCUCCUCCCCUCUGCGAAGCAAUAUGGACUCGGCAAACCGUGGCCUGCCCCCGCGGUCGAGUCGCAAAAGGUCCCGCACUAAUGGUGAUGCCUCUUCUUCUGUAGCAGCUUCCAGUCCCAUGCCCUCGUCACCGCCCGCCUUCAACAUCUCCCAUGGGGGCGACGAUGAUGAGGACGAUGACAUUGAGGAGGAGCCCGAGAUCCAGGAUGACCUUGAAGAUCUCGACGAAAUGGCUGAAGACGAUGUCGACCUUUUUCGCGACGGCUACGAACGGGACUAUCAGGAUAAAGGGGAGAACGAUGCCUACGAAGGAAUCGGCAUUGAUGACGAGGGAGAAUACGGCGACCUUGACCUCGGUGAACGGCGACGGCUCGAGGCCCAACUAAGCCGUAGAGACCGCGAGGUAGCUCGCAGGCGGGCACCGGCUGCCUUCUUGCCGAGCGACGAUGGCGACUAUGGCGGCGAUUUUGACCCAACUACCCAACCCCGCCGUCGACGCCACGGGUACGAUGAGGAUCCCGACGACAUGAUGGACCAAGAUAUCAUGGCUGAAGAGCUUUCACUCGAGGCUUUGCAAGAUGUGAAAGCUUCAAGUUUGACUGACUGGGUAUCCCAACCCGCCGUCCAACGCACUAUAAAGCGAGAAUUCAAGGCCUUCCUUACAGAAUACACCGACGAAAGCGGCUCAUCGGUCUACGGUAGUCGCAUUCGGACUCUUGGUGAGGUGAAUGCUGAAACUCUCGAAGUCUCAUACGAUCACUUGUCCUCGUCCAAGGCUAUCCUCGCCUAUUUCCUGGCGAAUGCGCCACAGGAGAUGCUCGUACUUUUCGACCAGGUUGCUAUGGAUGUAGUCUUACUCCAUUACCCCGAUUAUGAGCGUAUUCACUCUGAUAUUCACGUGCGAAUUUUCGAUUUGCCCGUGCAUUACACCCUGCGUCAACUAAGACAGUCGCACCUCAACUGCCUUGUCAGAGUGAGCGGAGUUGUCACCCGGCGCACGGGUGUAUUUCCCCAGUUGAUCUAUGUCAAGUUUGACUGCACCAAGUGUGGCGUGACAUUAGGACCUUUCCAACAAGAGUCUAACGUCGAGGUCAAGAUCAAAUAUUGUCAGAAUUGCCAAUCUCGUGGACCCUUUACAGUCAAUUCGGAAAAGACUAUUUAUCGAAAUUAUCAAAAACUCACACUUCAGGAAUCACCUGGGACGGUCCCAGCCGGGCGUCUCCCUCGGACUCGAGAAGUCAUCCUACUUUGGGAUCUGAUCGAUAGAGCUAAGCCAGGCGAGGAAAUUGAAAUCACCGGCAUCUAUAGAAAUAACUAUGAUGCUCAGCUAAACAAUCGCAACGGGUUUCCCGUUUUCGCCACCAUCCUCGAAGCAAACAACAUCGUCAAAGCCCAUGACCAGCUCGCUGGGUUCAGGCUAACUGAUGAAGAUGAACAGGAAAUCCGCAAACUUUCUCGCGAUCCUCAGAUCAUCGACAAGGUUGUCAACUCGAUAGCCCCCAGUAUCUAUGGGCACAAUGAUAUCAAAACGGCUGUUGCUUUAUCCCUCUUUGGUGGAGUCGCAAAGACUGCUAAAGGCUCGCAUCACGUUCGUGGAGACAUCAAUGUCUUACUUCUCGGUGAUCCAGGGACAGCUAAAUCUCAGGUUCUCAAAUAUGUCGAGAAAACGGCACAUCGUGCUGUGUUUGCCACUGGUCAAGGCGCCUCUGCUGUCGGUCUCACUGCUAGUGUUCGUCGAGACCCCCUGACUAGCGAAUGGACCUUAGAAGGCGGCGCGUUGGUGCUAGCAGACAAAGGCACUUGCCUUAUAGAUGAGUUUGACAAAAUGAACGAUCAGGACCGGACGUCAAUUCACGAGGCCAUGGAGCAGCAGACAAUAUCUAUUUCCAAAGCUGGCAUUGUGACUACACUACAGGCUCGUUGUGGUAUAAUUGCGGCUGCGAAUCCCAUCGGCGGCCGCUACAACUCUACAAUACCAUUUUCGGCAAAUGUUGAACUGACAGAGCCUAUCUUAUCACGUUUCGAUAUCCUCUGUGUUGUGCGGGAUACCGUCGAUCCUAGUGAAGAUGAACGACUGGCUCGCUUUAUCGUGGGCUCCCAUAGCCGUAGCCAUCCAUCUACGCUCGGAGCCGGUGAGACUCAAGAAAUGGACCAGGAUCAGGAGACAGCCGAAGAAAGACGGACAGCCCCUAAGGAAGGAGAAAUCUCACAGGAACUUCUCAGGAAAUACAUUCUGUACGCACGCGAACACUGUCAGCCCAAGUUGCUUCACAUGGACGAGGAUAAGGUUGCGCGGCUGUUCGCGGAUAUGCGUCGAGAGUCACUUGCCACGGGGGCUUACCCGAUUACAGUUCGUCAUUUGGAAGCCAUAAUCCGCAUAUCGGAGGCAUUUUGCCGAAUGCGGCUUUCGGAGUAUUGCUCAGCUCAGGAUAUAGACCGCGCCAUCGCCGUCACCGUCGACAGUUUUGUUGGCAGCCAGAAGGUCAGCUGCAAGAAGGCCCUCGCUCGUGCCUUCGCCAAGUAUACACUAGCUCGGCCCGGUGGGAGUACAUCAAGAAGAGGUGGCACUUCGCAGUCUCAGCGAAGGACUACUUCUGUAGCGGCGUAA
Molecule: messenger RNA, 2628 nt
Organism: Xylaria bambusicola
Lineage: Eukaryota; Fungi; Ascomycota; Sordariomycetes; Xylariales; Xylariaceae
Product: MCM-domain-containing protein
Exons: 3
Coding region: 1-2628 (875 amino acids)
Biological process (GO): mitotic DNA replication initiation; DNA replication; double-strand break repair via break-induced replication
Cellular component (GO): nucleus; MCM complex
Molecular function (GO): single-stranded DNA binding; ATP binding; 3'-5' DNA helicase activity
Source: RefSeq, a predicted model, not a curated record